GUUCCAGCGCGGCCUUCUCUCGACCCCGUCGGAGCUGCGCAGGGCGACCGCAGCGCCCCUGGCGGCCGGGUGCGGAGUUACGCCGCCGAAGCUGCGCCUGCUCUCGGCGAGGUGCUCAGUCGGCCAGCGACGGCUCGACGUGUUGUAAGAAGCGAGGAGUGUCUGAGAGUGCUGCGUGGGCAAUUAUCGUAGCAUAUCGGAUCUGAGUGCCAUAGCAAGAGCAGUUCUUCUCUGGAAAACGCACAAGAGCGCAUGGCGUAGCUGAAGCGAUUGAAGAUGGAGCGAUCUUCAUUGGAUCAUCUGGGAAAUACAAGGCGGGUCGCAGCUGACUGACUGCACCAGCUUCUGAGACGCCACCAGCGUCACCUACCGUCUCCACCCAGCGCCGGCCAGUCGGAUCAUGAACGGGACCAACAUGAGUCCCAAGUUCACCACGCGGAUCAGAAACUGGGUGGAGGCGCGGCUGGGCCGCGGCCGGCGGCGGCCCGGACGGUCCGACUGCCCCGUCACCGGACCUGUGUUAGUGGUGAGCGGUGGGGCGCUGGGACGAGGGGCGCUCACUCCCGACUCUCUACCGUCCUUCUCGAGUCCCGAGUCGGCAUACUUCACUGGGGAGGACUCUGCUACGCCGCUGACACCGGCGACUCCCCUCACACCGGCGACGCCUUCGUCUGGGAAAUACUUCCUCCUGCAGAACCGUGAUUUUCGUCCUCUGAGGAACCUCCCUGAGGACUCAGCCGAGAGUCGCCUGUCCUCUGGUAGUCCUCAUCUGGCGCGAGCUGGUGCGGACAGUCCUCGCACACCUCGACCGUCCUCCGGUGGAUCUAUAUCCAGCCGAGGCGUCGGCAGUGGCCUGACAACGGUCAGCGCGAGUGGAGGACCUCAUAGUCUCCUAGCAGCUCCAUCCGGAGCGGCGGGCAGCCCUCGACUGAGGCCUCACGGGGAGCCUCGUGGAGCUGUGUGCAGUCCUCUAACAACUCACCCGCCUGCCAGUCCACCGGUCAUCAGCGCCCGUACCGAGUACGCCAAUCUGGCCGAGAUGGGAGACCUCUGCUACUCACCGCGAGAGAGACCCAAGAUAAAAACCAACCCGUGGCUGGCGGCAGGAGGCAGCCGCUGCCCUCCCUCAGCCUCCGACACAUCAGGACUCGACUGUUCAAUGGAUACAAGCAGCUCACGGCGUGCUGACUUCCAGCGAUCGUACUCGAGCGGUCGCAGCUCGUAUGUGAGUGAAGUGUCGAGCGGGGGCACCCUCGCCGCUGAGCGUCGACCGGACAGUACGUACGACUCGCUCGGUUCGUGGCAUCGCUCCUCUGAGGACGAGCCCCCGCCGGAUACCUACAGUGAGGACGCCACUGAUGACGAGGAUGAGGACGAUUCGACAGAGGAGGGAGCGCGCCGAUCUCCGGCCAAACGCUCCUCGCGCGGCCGGCGGCACCACCAGGAGAGACGGCGCAGCGUGCGAGACCGGCGGCGUGGCGUCCGGCGCCGCUCAGAGCCCGACUGCAGCCCUCCGCCGACCGUGUCCGACGCGAGCGCCAUCUGUGGCAGCGAGUGGCCGCCAGAGGGCUCUGCCGCGCCGCUGAGACGGCCAGUACGCGGCGGUCUGCUCCCUCGCUCCUUCUGUCCGUCCAGUGAGCCGCUGCGGAGGAAGGCGCUCGCCGGCAGCCCGGCCAGUCGGCUCCGCUCGCCCCAGUCCCGGCAGCCGGCGGACGUGGUCCGACCGCGCUCCUCCCUGAGCUGUUCCGGGUGGGGCGGGGAAUCCCCAGCCGCCUGCAGUCCCGUCCGAUCGGCCGUCACCGCCGGCAGAGAGAGCCUCGAGCACAAAAUCGAGCGACUGCGCCGACAGCGGCAGAUCGUCGAGGCGAAAAUCGAACAGGCGCAGGCAGAGGAGGCGCAGCGGCGUCAGGAGCGCGUGCGACAUCUCGCUGACACACUAAAACAGCGGCACGCAUUGCUGCGCUCUCUCAGUCGGUACCCAACCAGUCCAGACAGCUCGCCGUUCAGGGAGCCGACCCAGCGAGCCGUGGCCAGGAGUAGGACCUACCUGGUGUAAACGAGUGAAGUCAUUCCAGAGUUUCUUCCCUCCCGGGGCGGUUAGGGUCGGGGGGGGGGGGGGGGGUCAUCAAACCGGUGCGGGAAGCGACGCUCGCGUCGCCGCUGUCGCCAUUUUGCCAUUCGUUUUGUUUCGCUUGCGUCGCGUGACGUUUUAGUUUGCAAACAAUGUCGGAUUGUGGGGCGCAGCGUCCGUGGCCUGCUGACCGCGCUAUAUGCUCCGUAUAGCUCGGUGUCAGUGUGUGGCCAUCCAAUCCGUCCCGCCCGCCCGUCCCGGCCUGCUCAGAGCGGCGAGGAGGGGGCCGAACCAUCCCCUGGGGCUGGCACGGCGGAGUGACGCACUUUGUACCGCCGCAGGCCGCUCACGGGGAAUAAUGUGCAACAAUAUAUGUACGUAAUUAUAUGUCAAAUAGAAACUGUCAGACUUUUA
Molecule: messenger RNA, 2485 nt
Organism: Amphibalanus amphitrite
Lineage: Eukaryota; Metazoa; Arthropoda; Thecostraca; Balanomorpha; Balanidae
Product: serine/arginine repetitive matrix protein 2-like
Exons: 3
Coding region: 401-2056 (551 amino acids)
Source: RefSeq, a predicted model, not a curated record